AAUAUCGGGCAAUUCUGAGUAGUCAAAUUUUGGCAUGGUUGAUUUCCAUAGAACUGAGUAAAAUACAACCGUUUUCGUAAAACUAUUAUGAAAAUGGAGUGGAAACCUGAAGAAGAAGGAUUAAGACAAAUACUUACACUCCUUAAGGAGUCUCAAUCACCAGACACUGCAACGCAGAGAGCAGUUCAACAAAAAUUGGAAGAAUUAAACAAAUAUCCCGACUUCAACAAUUACCUUAUAUUCGUAUUGACAAAUUUGACAUCUGAAGAGGAACCCACAAGGUCCUUAAGUGGUUUAAUUUUAAAAAACAAUGUAAAAGCGCGUUAUAAUAGCUUUUUACCAGAAGUAGCAGAGUUUAUAAAGCGAGAAUGCUUAUCUGCUGUUGGGGACCCCUCUCCACUGAUCCGGGCUACUGUAGGCAUUAUCAUAACAACUAUUGCUAGUAAAGGAGAGCUGACAUCAUGGCCUGAGCUACUGCCUGCAUUAUGUCAAAUGCUCGACUCACAAGAUUACAAUGUUUGUGAGGGUGCAUUUGGAGCCUUACAGAAAAUAUGUGAAGAUACCGCUGAACUACUGGACAGUGAUGCCCUGAAUAGACCUUUAAAUGUUUUGAUACCUAAGUUCUUACAGUUUUUCCGACACUCAUCUCCUAAAAUAAGAUGUCAUGCUAUUGCUUGUGUCAAUUACUUUAUAAUGGGCAGAACUCAAGCUCUGAUGCUACACAUAGACUCCUUUUUAGAGAAUUUAUUUCACCUGGCUGCAGAUGAAGAUACAGAUGUUAGAAAGAAUGUUUGUCAUGCCUUAGUUUUACUUCUAGAAGUUCAACUAGACCGUCUCAUUCCUUAUUUACCUAACAUCAUUGAGUACAUGUUGAUGCGCACACAAGACCCUCAGCAGGCAGUUGCUUUAGAAGCAUGCGAAUUCUGGUUGUCACUUGCUGAACAGAAUGUCUGCAGAGAGAUGCUGGGCCCGCGGCUGCCGGCGCUGCUGCCGGUGCUGGUGCGCGGCAUGCGCUACUCCGAGAUGGACGUGAGCCUGCUGCGCGGCGACCGCGACGACGACGCCGACGACGCGGAGCCCGACCGCGACUCCGACAUCCGCCCGCGCUUCCACAAGCCGCGCUCGCACACCGUCAAGCACAACGGUGACAGCAAUAUGUCCGGCGGCGGCGAAUCAGACGAUGAAGAGGACGGCGGAGACGAUGACGGCUCGCUGUCGGAUUGGAACCUGCGCAAGUGUAGCGCGGCCGCGUUGGACGUGCUUGCGAACGUGUUCGGAGCCGACCUCUUGCCCGUCCUAUUCCCCAUCCUCAAGGAAACACUGUUCCACGACGAUUGGGUCAUUAAGGAGAGCGGCAUCCUCGCGGUGGGCGCGGUGGCGGACGGCUGCAUGAGCGGCAUGGUGCCGCACCUGCCCGACCUCGUGCCCUACCUCGUGUGCUGCCUGGCGGAGCGCAAGGCGCUGGUGCGCGCCAUCACCUGCUGGACGCUCUCGCGCUACUCGCACUGGAUCGUGUCGCAGUCGCACGACCUCUACCUGCGGCCCGUCAUGACCGAGCUUCUUAAACGCGUACUGGACAACAACAAGCGUGUCCAAGAGGCGGCUUGCUCCGCUUUCGCCACAUUGGAGGAAGAAGCUUGCACAGAACUCGUUCCAUACUUGGGCCACAUACUGCAGACGCUCGUCUAUGCCUUCAGCCGAUAUCAACACAAAAACCUUUUGAUACUGUAUGACGCUAUUGGUACCCUUGCUGACUCAGUCGGACAUCAUUUGAAUAAGCCCGAGUACAUUGACCUGUUGAUGCCGCCCCUAAUAACAAAAUGGAAUGUCUUGAAAGAUGAAGAUAAAGAUCUGUUUCCUUUACUCGAGUGUUUGUCAUCAGUCGCCACAGCUCUGCAGUCAGGAUUUUUACCAUACUGUGAACCAGUCUUUAGGAGAUGCGUAUCACUAAUAGAACAGACAUUAAAUCAAAAUAUUGUAAGUGCCAAUAGUCAGAGCCCAGAACAGUUUGAAGCACCGGAUAAAGAUUUCAUGAUAGUGGCUUUAGACUUGCUAAGUGGUCUUGCAGAAGGAUUAGAUGGUCACAUUAAUCAUCUAGUGCUAAACUCUAAUCUAAUGCAAUUGCUUUAUCAGUGUAUGCAGGAUCCCAUGCCAGAGGUGCGGCAGUCGUCGUUCGCGCUGCUGGGCGACCUGACGAAGGCGUGCUUCCAGCACGUGCUGCCCUACAUCCCCGAGUUUUUGCCAAUCCUCGGCAUGAACCUCAACCCCGAGCUCAUAUCCGUCUGCAACAACGCCACCUGGGCCAUCGGCGAGAUCAGUAUCAAGCUAGGACCUGAAACUUCAAAAUAUAUUCCUCUAGUACUGAGCAAUCUUGUAGAAAUCAUCAAUAGGCCUAACACGCCUAAAACACUUCUUGAAAAUACAGCGAUUACUAUCGGUCGGCUAGGUUAUGUGUGCCCCCACGACGUCGCACCCGUUUUACAUCAAUUCGUUCGCCAGUGGUGCACGUCGCUGCGCAACAUCCGCGACAACGACGAGAAGGACUCCGCCUUCCGCGGCAUCUGCCAGAUGAUCCAGGUGAACCCGGGCGGCGUGGUGCCCGACUUCAUGUUCUUCUGCGACGCCGUGGCGUCGUGGUCGCACCCCAAGGACGACCUCAAGGAGAUGUUCACGAAGAUCCUGCACGGCUUCAAGGCGCAGGUGGGCGACGACAACUGGCGCCGCUUCGCCGACCAGUUCCCCGUGCAGCUGAGCGCGCGCCUGGCCGCCAUGUGCGGCAUCUAGGCGCCGCUACUGUUGCCGGGGGACUUGCGUCGUUUUGGAUUAUGUAUACUGACGAAUUGAAAAACAAAUUUAUACACGUACAUAUUUGUCUAAAAGCAUUUAUUCGUGUCUCCACUGGGCUUUUCUUUCGAUUAUAUUUUUAAGUAUAUAAAAAUUGAUGUGUUUAACUACUAUUUUAAAUAUAAAUUACAAGACUUAGUAAAAUCGAGAAUUUAUGUCGACUGUGAUUUGUGACUGGUUUAUUUUGACUAAUAUAUGUGUACGAUUAUAUGUCAGUGUCGGUGUAGAUAUACUGCUUCGAUAGAUUGUAUGUGGGCUAGAUAUCUGCUAUAUAAUAUACCAAAUAGUAUUUUUACGUUUUACGUUGUAUUUUGUUUAAUUGAAUUGUAUAUUUGAGUUGCCCUCGUUGAAGAAAUUCUUUUGAUGUUGACUCGCCAUCGACAAAAAUAUUUUUGACUAAAAUAAAUAUUUUGUUAUCUUUA
Melitaea cinxia (Glanville fritillary) is the source of this 3266-nucleotide messenger RNA. RefSeq names its product transportin-1 (gene Tnpo). NCBI's taxonomy places the organism in Eukaryota, Metazoa, Arthropoda, Insecta, Lepidoptera, Nymphalidae. The record is from RefSeq and is a predicted model, not a curated record. Gene Ontology annotation, cellular component: cytoplasm; nucleus. The transcript has 15 exons. Bases 88 to 2784 code for a protein of 898 amino acids. Gene Ontology annotation, biological process: protein import into nucleus. Gene Ontology annotation, molecular function: nuclear import signal receptor activity; small GTPase binding.